Racocetra persica is the source of this 170-nucleotide messenger RNA. The record is from the annotation of a GenBank genome assembly. NCBI's taxonomy places the organism in Eukaryota, Fungi, Glomeromycota, Glomeromycetes, Diversisporales, Gigasporaceae.
AAACUGUCCAGAAAAAAAAUGCAAAAAAUGUAAAAAAUGUUAUAAACUGGGUCAUAUUGCGGUGGACUGAAAAAGGAUGGAACGAAAAAUGUGAUGCAAGUGCAAAAGUCAUGGUUAUUAAUUCAGAAGUUGUCCGAAAAAUGAAUGUAAAAAAUGCCAUGAAACCUAUG